Messenger RNA from Pogona vitticeps (central bearded dragon), 2934 nucleotides. RefSeq names its product tyrosine 3-monooxygenase/tryptophan 5-monooxygenase activation protein beta (gene YWHAB). The record is from RefSeq and is a predicted model, not a curated record. NCBI's taxonomy places the organism in Eukaryota, Metazoa, Chordata, Lepidosauria, Squamata, Agamidae.
GAGGCGUGUCCCUGCCGGAAAGGGCGUGCCGCCGUCGCCGGAAGUGGCUACAGGAGCUGCAGGGUGUGUAUGUGUGGUGAUAUAGCGAAGCGGGCUGCCGCGCGCCGAGACGGUUGUUCCCCUCAGAACCGAAUCUUUGGAAGCCUGAGCCUCCUCGUCCUCUGCUUGGCCUUAUUGCUUUUGCGUCAGAGUCCCGCCAUCUAGUACCACAGAAAACAAGCUCCCUCGAUCUUUCAUAUGACAGUCUAUCAAAUAUUGGAAGAAAGAUUGUUAUUUGCAAAAAACAUAUCUGUCUAUAAGAACCAGGAAUCUGUUAUUCAGGCUCUGUGAAGUCAUUCACAUAUUGCUUUCCCCUGGAGCUGUGAGCACCACAUAGCUAGAAAGGAAUCAAUAUGGAUAAAAGUGAGCUGGUACAGAAGGCCAAACUAGCUGAGCAGGCAGAGCGCUAUGAUGAUAUGGCUGCAGCUAUGAAGGCUGUCACUGAGCAAGGACAUGAGCUGUCCAAUGAAGAAAGGAAUCUACUCUCUGUUGCCUACAAGAAUGUGGUUGGUGCUCGGCGCUCUUCCUGGCGUGUCAUUUCCAGCAUUGAACAGAAAACGGAAAGGAAUGAGAAGAAACAACAGAUGGGAAGAGAAUAUCGUGAGAAGAUUGAGGCUGAAUUGCAGGACAUCUGCAAUGAUGUUCUGGAACUGCUGGAUAAGUACCUUAUUGUUAAUGCCACGCAACCGGAAAGCAAGGUCUUCUAUUUAAAAAUGAAAGGUGAUUAUUAUAGAUACCUUUCAGAGGUGGCAUCUGGAGAGAACAAGCAAACAACAGUAUCAAAUUCGCAACAAGCCUAUCAAGAAGCCUUUGAAAUCAGCAAGAAAGAGAUGCAGCCAACACAUCCUAUUCGACUUGGCUUGGCACUCAACUUCUCUGUGUUCUACUAUGAGAUACUAAACUCUCCGGAAAAAGCUUGUACUCUGGCAAAGACAGCAUUUGAUGAAGCAAUAGCUGAACUGGACACACUGAAUGAAGAAUCUUACAAAGACAGCACUCUGAUUAUGCAGCUACUUAGAGAUAAUCUUACUCUAUGGACAUCGGAAAACCAGGGAGAUGAAGGGGAAGCUGGGGAGGGCGAGAACUAAUGGCUGUCACACUUCACUAUAUGUUUAAUGUCACUCUGUAUCCUACACAUUAUAUCCCUUUGUGCGACAAGCAAAAAGAAUAGUACAUCGACUUCACAACCUCAACGUAGCAAACUGUCUGUGGGGUAAAAACAAUUGGUUGGUGUUCUGUGUACGUAAAAUGGAAUCAGUUGAGCAAUGGUAUUCUGAACCUUUCCUAUUAUGAACACUUGCAGUUAUGAUUACUGUGUUUAUAUUUUUUUUAUCUGAACACUGUGAUUAUGGGUUUUGCAAUUGCAGAGGAGUUUACAAAACUAUUUAAUGGAGAAAUAGACACAAAUCAUGUAAUUCUUUGGAGGAUUAUAAUCUGGUAUCAAAGUUGUUGAAGUACAAUUCUGUUGUAAAGUUGUAUAGAAAAUUAUAAAGAUUAUAUUGUGACACUGCAACAUGGAAGGGAAACAAUUUAUUGUGUGGCAUUCCAGUUCAGUAGCUCACUUGUGGAUUUAAUAGGCACAUUCAUUCAGAUUUUUUAAUUUGUUUUUUGAAAUAAUGAUGUUGGACAAACUGCUUUUCAGCCAAAUGCUCAUGUAAAUGUAACCUUUUAUGCGUCUUCAGUUCAAGGCAGGGGAUAAUGGCAACUUAACUCAAGGCUCUCUAAUAGUGGCAAAAAACUGGGACUUUGUGUCUGGACAAAUAUUCCAGAGCUUUUAAUAUGGGCAACGAGCCCUUUCCCACAGCAGUGAGACCAGUAUUUGCAGUGUGGACAAUUCUGCACAAUGAAUUUUCAGUGCAUUAAUAUGGCAUUUCAGCAAGACAUAUUAACUUCUAUGGCCUUACUAGUUGCUGGGUAGUCAUGCUGAAUAGGAGUUCUCUUCCCACUUUUGAUAGUACUGCUAAAUAAGAACUCUCUUCCCACUUAAGAAUGUUAACAACCUGAAUCUCCCUCCUCCCUUCAGGUCAAGGCCUUUAUCUUUGAAUAUUUGACAGUGAUCUUCUUUGUAAAGUAAAUAUUUUUUUGUAAAGUAAAUAUUUUUUGUCACGCUGCUUCGGUUUAAAGUCAGGGCUUUUGUGUGCAUGGUGGUAAUCUGUGCUGGUAGAAGAAUCAUAAAUAUAUUGGAGUACAAAUCCCAUAUAGAUGCUGAGGAGCUGCCAGUGCAGUUUCAGUUCUCAUAUCUUAGCAUUUGCCACUCUUGAGUCAUAAUGAGGAUCAGGCUCUUAUUCAAGAUUCCCCAGAGCUGCCUUAGAAAUAUAGAUCAUAAAUGUGUGUAUUAUUUGUUAGCUUAAGGUACUAAAAUUCUUAACUGCUCAAUUUUUCAUAAAUAUGUCCAGUCAAAGAUUAGAAUUCAAUAGGAGUUGCAUGAAAAAUGCAGUGGAAAGAUUUCAGUACUCACCCUCAGUCUUUCCAGUAUCAUUCCUCUGCCUUCAACAUUCCACUUAGCUCAUAGAAUCUAUCUGUUUGUCUGUUCAUUUGUCUGCUGAAGAGAGAAAUUCAUGCACUGACUUCAAAAUUCCCCUCUACUAGCUGAACAAAUUGUGCAGUUAUACAUGGCGCUUUGAUAUAUGCAGUAGUGAAUGUGGAACCGAGCCUGUCUGUAUAUCUGGUAGCUCUUUUUGCUUUGUUUCUACUGACCAGUAUUUUGCCUAAAGUUUGCUUCUGUGACGGUUGUAUUGCCUAGCACACAUGUGGUUGUGAAAAUAGUAUAGCAAAAAGAAAAACCUGGUUAUCGAUGUACUAGAUUUGUGUAUGUCUUUUAACAGUUCUAGCUUCACCUUACACGAUCAGGAAAGUGUAAAACAAUUCAAAGACAAUAAAAAAUUUUAUCAGUUG